CCGGGCGGUAUAUGUUUUAGUUUCACUUCUCGGUUAAGACAAUUAAGACAAUAGCGAUGCCGUUCAGUGCCGAUGCCACUCUAAGCAAAGCCUGGGUGUGUUCUAUGCUGAUUGUAGCGUCCCUGGCCUCAGUUCAAGGGCGCUCUGGGUUAGGACCCGGCGAGCAAGAAUGGGACUACGUGGAAGUACGACCGGGGGCUCACCUCUUCUAUUGGCUCUUCUACACGACGGCAAAUGUUAGUAGUUUCACGGAGAGACCACUUAUCAUCUGGCUACAGGGGGGACCGGGAGUGGCCUCCACUGGCACCGGAGUCUUCGAGCAGCUCGGACCGAUCGACAUUAAGGGGCGUCACCGGGAGAGCAGUUGGGUGCGGCAUGCCAACGUGCUGUUUGUGGACAGCCCUGUGGGCACCGGGUUUGGGUAUGUGGAGGAGCACGGCAGCUUUGCUAGGACCAAUCGGCAAAUAGCCCUAGAUCUUGUACAGCUAAUGCGAAAGUUCCUUCGAAAAUACCCUCGCUUUCGCCACGUACCCCUGCACAUAUUCUCGGAAAGCUACGGCGGCAAGGUUGCUCCGGAGUUCGCCCUGGAAUUGCAUUUGGCCGGACAGAGGCACCAAGUCGACUGCCAAUUGAAGUCGGUGGUGGUGGGCAACCCCUGGACCUCUCCUCUGGACAGCAUCCUUUCAUACGCGCCCUUCCUGCUUCAGUUGGGCAUCGUAGACGAAAGUGGCUACCGCACCAUUUCCAAGCUGGCCGGCGAGCUGGCCGGACAUGUGUAUGCCGGAAUGUGGUUCCGUGCCCUGAUGAAGGUAUCCGACGUUCAAAAGGCGAUCACUGACAGCACGGGCGGCGUUUUUAUUUAUAACACCCAGCGCCGGGUCCACGUCGACGAGGAGUACCGGUACGGUGAGGACCCGGAGAUGAGCGAAUUUGUCCGAACGAAUGUCACUCGGGCUCUGGGACUGGAAAACAUGCCCGGGUGGAUGGAGCAGAAUGGAACGGUCUUCAAUACUCUCUGCCAUGACAUCAUCAAGCCAGCCACAAAAAUAGUUACCAGGCUGCUUAACGAGACCGAAAUUCAGGUAGGUAUAUACUCCGGAAUCCUGGACCUGCUUUGUGCCACUCCAGGAACCAUUAACUGGAUUGGGAGGUUGAUGUGGAGCCGCCGCAUGGAGUAUUCUGAAGCACCGCGGACCCCUUUCCGAAUCAACGGGAUACUUGAAGGAUAUGAAAAGCAUGGUGGGAAGCUCAGUAUGUUUUGGGUCUUUCGGGCAGGACAUCUUGUACAACAGGAUAACCCAGCGGCAAUGGGUUAUAUUUUAAAAUACUUUACAAAAUUUGGAUAGGAUUUAAAAAUGAGUAAUGUAUAGUAAAGUUUAGUCAGAUUUAAUAUAUACAUACAUUUAAAAGAAGAUUCAAGAACCAAGUAAUUUUUUAACAUUCUUUAAAAAAAAUCUAAUGAUUUUAAAAGACAAAUAAACUAUUUAUAAUUAGCUUGA
Messenger RNA from Drosophila bipectinata, 1499 nucleotides. Its product is annotated as retinoid-inducible serine carboxypeptidase. Gene Ontology annotation, biological process: proteolysis. The record is from RefSeq and is a predicted model, not a curated record. Gene Ontology annotation, molecular function: serine-type carboxypeptidase activity. NCBI's taxonomy places the organism in Eukaryota, Metazoa, Arthropoda, Insecta, Diptera, Drosophilidae.